AUGGCUGUGUGAACACGCGAUCUGCCACGCUGAAUACACUACGCACGGCUUACGCGAUUUUAUUACUUAUUGUUGACGCACUAAACUAUGUUAUAGUGUUUCCCCCGCUUUUAUACGUGGACUUUUCGUGAACGAUACAUAAAUGGCUCUUCACCUCGAGACUGCGUUGCAGCGAAAGUUAAACUUCAAGAUGACCACGGUGCGAUCACAAAUUUUCGCGAGCAGCGGCGGUUGUCGUUCAGCGAGCGGCGCAGGCGGCGCAGUGACGGUCGCGAGCGCGGGCGCGGGCGCGUGCGCGGCGCGCAUGGCGAGCGCGGGCGCGCAGUUCCGCGGCGGCACGCAGCAGUGGGCCGCGGCCUACGCGCCGCCGCCCUGCCGCUACCCGCCGCCGCAGCCGCAGCCCUACGCGGCGGCACCUAGCCCCUAUACGCCACACCAAGCCUUAAUUUUACAGUACACUGGUGCGACCAUGGGCGGCGGUUGCGGCGCGACCGGGACGCGGGUGCCUACCGCCGCGUCGCCAGCGAACACGGCCUCUAGCUCUUCCUCCAACUCUGCAGGCGGCACCCGGUCCACCAGCCUGAGCACUGCGCCUCCCCCGCCCGCGUCCUCGGCUUCCACCACGGGCGCGUCCGGCGAACAGCUCAGUCGCACCAAUCUGUACAUACGUGGCCUCAGCCAGAACACCACCGAUAAGGACCUAGUCCAAAUGUGCCAGAUGUAUGGCAACAUUAUUUCAACAAAAGCAAUAUUGGAUAAAAAUACGAAUAAAUGUAAAGGUUACGGUUUUGUAGAUUUCGAAACAAUCGCGUCAGCGGAGGCUGCUGUUAAAGGAUUACAAGCCAAAGGUGUUCAGGCCCAGAUGGCUAAAGUGGGUAUCUGGUUCCUGCGUAGACUGAACCGUCAACAGGAACAAGACCCGACCAACCUCUACAUGGCCAACUUACCACCGCACUUCAAGGAGAACGACGUGGACCAAUUGUUGGCCAAGUUCGGCCAGGUCGUGUCUACGAGGAUCCUGCGAGAUACCCAUGGACACAGCAAAGGAGUUGGCUUCGCGAGAAUGGAGUCAAGGGAGAAAUGCGAGCAGAUUAUCCAGAUGUUCAAUGGGAAUCCGAUACCGGGGGCUAAGGAGCCACUGCUAGUGAAGUUCGCCGACGGAGGCAACAAGAAAAAGGCUCUGUAUAAUAAGCAGAACGACAACAACGGCCGAGCGUGGCGGGACAACAAUGAAUCAAUCACUCAGGCCAUGAGUGUAACCGGCGUGUACACGUCCGGGGUGGCGGGCACGGGCGCCGGCGGCGAGUGUGCGGGCGUGUACCGUGGUAGCGGCGUAUACGGCGUAGCAGCGUUCCACCCGCAGCUGCACCACCACCACCACGCCGCGCACCCUGCCGCCUGGCUGGCGCCCUACGCCGCGCUGCUGCCGCCGCACCACGCGCCGCACCCCGCGCACCCCGCACACCCCGCCACUAUACCCAUCGACACCGUGCCAAGUCAAUAUGUAAACUGGGACAGCUUAAGGCCGGAAAAUGAGCUAUACUACUUCACGUCGCACCCGUACCAGUACUUCGCGGGGCCCACUCCGCCGAUCAUCCAGAUGCCGAUGGAGAGCGAGCACGCGUCCACGGCGGCGUCGCCCGACGAGGCCUACCAGCCGUACCCGCCUCCCAAGUAGACAUAAGCCACGCUACAACAAUUCAUGCUGUACACGAGCCAAAAAUCAAAGCAACUGUGACUUUUACGAUGUUAAUUUGUUUUAGAUUUAAUUUGCGGCCGUUACAGACUUCAUCGAAAGCUACGGCCCAUAGAGCUUUACGUUUAGUUGGCGCCCGUUGCCUCGACUGUUUAUUUUCUCGAUGGGCUCGUCUCCGAUCCUCUUGGCUUUGCGCUGAACGUGUUUGCGUGCGCGUGAUUCGCUGUGAUGUUUUGAUGAGGUCUUUUGACGGUUCGAGGAGAGGAUUUGAUGUAUAGAUUAUAGCUGCAAUUUUAAAUGUGUUUUUACAUUAUAAUUUUAUUUUUUGUUUAUGAAAUUUUUAAUGUAAGAUUUUAGGCGCGGUUUUUAACAUGUUGACACGAUUAUUUAAGAUAGUUAGGUAUUUAUUUUAGCAUAGUUUAAUUUCAAUGAAUUUAAAAAUUUAUUUUUGAAAAGAUUUUUAUCACAAAAUUAUUAUUUAAAUUGCGGACUAAAUAAAUAUAUAAAAUCGAACAAACGAUGUGCAAUCUGGAUUAUUCAAAACGUUGUUUAGUAUAUUGAAAGAGUAGAGAGUAUAAUAUAAUUUCUUUGUAACGAAAACAUAAUCUUCCUGGUUAAGAUCGAUUAGAGAAGGAAAGCAAUAUCUUCGCGGUUAGAGUAGAAAUGUAGAGGAAAUGGUCAUAUCAUGUGGAAACAAAUAUAUGUAUAUGCUACCAAAUUGUAAAGUAUGUGAACGACUUAUGUGUAAUGAUAGGAAAGGUUUAUCACAGUUUAGACGUCGUGCAAAUAAUGAUUAUGGCGAAGAUUGAAAAUCUUUCGUGAAAUUUUGUAUUUUUAAAAUACAAGAGUUACCGUUGCAUUAUAUGAACGGAACAGACAGCAAAUAAAAUAUUUUAACCUUUCGAUAAGACAUUUAAUAGUUGGAGUAGGUAUUUUUGACCACCACGUGGGACUAUGGUCGUGAUUAAUGUAUGUAUAUGUUCAAAAUGUGUUUGGCAUGGUGCUUUAGUCGUUUUUAUUUGGAAAAUGAUACUAUACAUAUAAACUAUACAGUAUUAUCUACAUUAUUCAUUCAUACUGGUGCAGUCUUCCAAGAACCGCAAGUACCUAUUUUUAAAACACUUUAUUAAAUAUUGUAUCAGUUUAGAAUUUCUGUUGGAUAUCACAUCACACAUUUUUUUCAUGGACUACUCAGAGCGCAAACGAACUUCACAGCAUCACAAACUUAUCUCAUCCUACCCGUUCUUGAGUAUACAUCGAUAACACUGCUCGCCAUCAUUGUCACGUUUCUAACAAAUCAUUAAAAAAGCGGCUUAAAAAUUUUGAAUACUUGUUAAUUUUGAAACAUAAUAAUCGAAAACGUCGUUGCCAAACCCAACUACAGACUGAAUUUAUGUAUACCGUAAACUUCCAGAUAGUUAUUUCUUGAUCCAUGUUUUGAGUCAUAAUAAUUGCAAAGCAACCAGAGGAGCGCAAUAGACGCGUCCGCCGUCCGACGCGUGACGCGUGCACAGCGCGUCGUGCGCGUCGCGCCCGCGUGCGACGGACGGCCGAGGACGCGAGCGACUGCGAGUCGCGAAGGCAACAUUAGCAAUAAGCAGUUGUAAAGUCUAUUUAUACAUUUUACGAGUCUAUACAAAUUUUUGUACGUUAAACUCAUAUUCGAAAUACGUGAAUAAUGAUGUGAUCCUUUUUUGAGAAUCAUGUACUGAAUCAACCGUAGUUAGGCGGUCGGCACAUUCCACUAGGAGACAUCAAACAAAAAUUCCACGAUUGAUUUCCACAUUAUGAAAUGUAACGGAUUCCAAAUCCAAAGUAUGAACGCCGUUUUGGUGUAAAUGAGCACAUUUUGUACCAGCGCGUAGGUUUUGGGUACACUUUAUGACUUUAUAUAAAAUUUGAUAUUUUUAUAUUAAAUAUAUAUAAAUUAUACAUGGAUAUGUAUACAUGUAUAUACAUUGUUGAUGGGUACGAGUAAAAGCCUACUAUAUCGCAACUGUUUAAUUCUAUUUUGGCACGUCGAGAGUUUCAUCAGAACCAAAGUAUACUUAAAUCACUAAAAUCGCGUAAGACGUAGGGAAAUAUUUAUACAAUCCAGGGACUGAAGACUAGCUAAAUGUUUGAUAUAUUAACUGUAUUUUAACUGACGAUUAAGCGACAACUUCUUUGUUCAAAACCUGUGAGCCGACUUUAUUAAUAAAUAAAUCAAUACAGGAACUGAAUUAGAUGAAGACAGGUUUUGAAUGAACGACGUAGACAUUGAACGAAUUAGUAGAUUUAUUUUUGUUUCACAUAAAUUUUCAGGAAUAGACUGAGAUUUGAAUAAUCAACUAAGAAAUAAUAAAAUAAGUUUUCUGAAACUAAGAAACAACAGCUUCUGAAAUUAACAAUCGUUAAAGUAAAUCUUAUUUCUUGUAGAGACGAACAGUGUAGGUAUUAUUAGUGGUUUCGAUGGCAGAGUAAAAACAGCAAACAACUGGGCUGACAGUCUGCCCUUACGUUUACAUUCAGGCUGUCGUUUUUAUGUAGAUGAACAAUGCUACUCUACAGAAUAGGCCUCGUUACAAAGGGUGAUGAAAGUGAGAUUUUUUACUAAUGUAACUUUGCACUGAACGUAUUUUAACUCCGUAGAUCAGUUUUAUAGUUUCUGAUCGAGCCAAAUGUUUCGAACUGAUAAAUACCGCCUUUAAAUCUUGAACUUAAAAGACCCAUUAAGUGCGAUGUAUUACCGAUAUCGCGUGGUAGGUACUUAGGUAAGUUAAUCGAUUGUCUAGUGUUCGAAGUACACCGUGGCUUCCUAAAAAGCAGUCUUCCGAUAGAUAUUUCCGCUGUGCAUUUAAAUAGUCGAACCCAAUGUUUAAAUUCAUUUGAUUUUCUAUAUCUUCGUCCCUUAUUGUGUUUUAAGUCAGAAAGAUGGCUGUAAAAUUUUCCCACCCAUUUCGAUGUCCUUUUUUCAAAGACUAUAUUAAUUUCAUUCCACAGUGCAGAUUGAUGUUCCCCAAAUAUAGUAAGGUAAUGCAAAUUAGAAUCGCAGAGUUUAAUUGAAUCGUAGCGUAGUGUGGCGCGUCUGACGACUGACGACUGACGACUGACGAAUCGUAGCUUGUGCGUGUAGCUGAAGAGCUAUACACCGUCAGAAGCAAAUGAAUUAUUUUUCAAAUGCUUUCCUUCCAUAUUGAGCAAUAAACUUGAUUUGAUGGUAGUGCCUUCAGCUUCGUUUAAAGCAAUGAACAGAAACGAUACAAUAUAGCAGUUGCAUGUGCUUUACACGAUAUUUUUACAGGUAGUAAGAGGACUUACCGUUUUCAUAAACGUAGUAGUAAUGUUACACUGUGGUUUAAAGUAUUUUAUAUUAACUGAAACGUAAUAAUGUGGCUGUCUAAUCGUUGCAUUUUUCACACAUGAUGUAAAGAUUGAAUCGGAAGGUAAAAUCUUAGAUGUUCCUAGUUACGCACUUCGACAUUCUUGACAUGUGUGAUCAAUAUACGUUACAAUGAGAUUAUUGAGGAUUUGUUAUAUUGUAUAGUGAGAGCUACUCAAACUAAAAGCACAAAAAUGCAUAUUGAGGAACCAAUUCCUAAAUACCAAAACUGCGAUACAAUUGAAAAAAUCAUGUCGAUGAAUAGAAGUGUUAAGUUAAUGUUUUUUUUAAAAUAAGUCAUUUAGUUUAAGAGAAUGUUGAUACGUUUUGCGACGGGGAAGACGAGCUGACGGAGCGAAGACGACUUGAAGGCUAGCUUUAGAGUUAGGCUUAACUAUAGAUAGGUUAGAAUAGCAAAAAAAAUGUUUCGACGCUAAGAUAGAUAGAUUAGAGCCCUAGAAUAUUCCGGAGGGAGAGGCGCGCGGGCCGGCCGGCUCUAGGGUAGUUUCCUUUGUUAGUUUAUUAAAUAAUUUAAUUUGAAUGGACUGAGGCCGAGGCGGGGCCGCGCGCCCUCUCGCCGUAGCGUAAGGACUAAGAGAAUUAGUGAACACAUUUCGGGAUAAGUUUCAGUUGAAGAGUUUGCUUUCAUCUCUUUUGUUACGUAGUUGACUAAGUGUAAAGAAAGAAAACUAAAUGAAAAAAAACAGUCAGUGGGAAGUGUCGAUACGAAUGUAUUUGUCCAAUGUGUAUUAAAUAUAGUGUGGUGUUCUACCCGGCAGACUAGUCUAGAUAGUAGAAUAGUUUAGAUAAAAAUUUAGUUAGGUAGCCUAGAAUACGAAAUGCAAAAAAUAAAAACUUCAUAAAAUGUAAAAAAAAAGAUGAAAUUGUUGGUAAGAAAGAAUAUUUUUAAGGGACAUGUUGCUUCGUUGUGUUAUGGUGUGAGAUUUGGCAUAACUAUGAUAAUAGUGUAAGGGCAUUUCUCGCAGAGAAACACAUAGAGGAAAGUUAUGUAUCUAUUUUGUUACAAAGUGUUUGCAAGUUUCUAUAUUGUGCUAUGAGCAUUUUAUGUGACGCGCAUUAUUUAUAGUUAUGCUGAAUGGAGACUAAAAUAAUAUAUAAAUAAAAACAAAAUGGUACUAAGAAGCAUGUUUUAUUGUGACGAGUCAUGUUCCUUUGCAUUGAACAUAUUUUGUAAGAGCAAAUGAUUGAAAUAAAACAAGCAAAACCAA
Molecule: messenger RNA, 6286 nt
Organism: Maniola jurtina (meadow brown)
Lineage: Eukaryota; Metazoa; Arthropoda; Insecta; Lepidoptera; Nymphalidae
Gene: shep
Product: protein alan shepard
Exons: 11
Coding region: 143-1678 (511 amino acids)
Cellular component (GO): cytosol; nucleus; ribonucleoprotein complex
Molecular function (GO): mRNA 3'-UTR binding; poly(A) binding; poly(U) RNA binding
Source: RefSeq, a predicted model, not a curated record